GCGUCACUGAACAAGGACCAUGAUGGCGGCGCUCGGUGCACCAGAAGUGAUUUCACAGCUGGAAAGCGCUGCCAAAGUUUUAAUGGCGCCGCCGUCCAUGGUCAGCACAGAACAGAGACAGCACGCAGAGCACAUAUUCCUCUCUUUCAGGAAGUCAAAAUCCCCCUUUGCUGUCUGUAAGCACAUCCUCGAGACUAGUAAAGUGGACUAUGUGUUAUUCCAAGCAGCCACAGCCAUCAUGGAGGCUGUGGUUAGAGAAUGGGUUCUUCUGGAGAAGAACAGCAUCGAAUCCCUCAGAACAUUCCUCCUCACCUACGUCUUACAGAGACCCAAGUACAUUCUACAGAAGUAUGUCAGAGAGCAGAUCCUGUUAGCAGUGGCAGUGAUAGUGAAGAGAGGAUCACUCGACAAAUCCAUCAACUGUAAAAGCAUCUUCCAUGAGGUCAGCCAGCUCAUCAGCAGCGGCAAUCCAACAGUGCAAACUCUGGCCUGCUCCAUCCUUACAGCUCUGUUGAGUGAGUUCUCCAGCUCCAAUAAGACCAGCAACAUUGGUCUAAGCAUGGAGUUUCACGGAAGCUGCAAGCGCUUCUUUCAGGAGGAGGAUCUCAGACAGAUCUUCAUGCUCACCGUGGAGGUCCUGCAGGAGUUCAGUAGAAGGGAAAACCUCAACGCUCAGAUGUCCUCGGUGUUCCAGCGUUACCUUGCACUGGCCAAUCAAGUACUCAGCUGGAACUUCCUCCCGCCUAAUCUGGGAAGGCACUACAUUGCCAUGUUUGAAGCGACUCAGAAUGUCAUGCUCAAGCCAACCGAGUCCUGGAGGGAAACCCUGCUAGACCACAGAGUCAUGGACCUUUUCUUCACUGUGCACAGGAAGAUCAGAGAAGAUUCGGACAUGGCGCAGGACUCUCUUCAGUGCCUAGCCCAGCUGGCCUCCAUGCACGGUCCCAUCUUUCCAGAUGAGAAUGCUCAGGUGACCUACCUGGCCCACCUGGUGGAAGGACUGCUCAGUAUGAUCAAUGGGAUUGAGAUUGAAGACUCUGAGGCUGUGGGCAUCUCCAGCAUCAUCAGUAACUUAAUCAGCACGUUUCCUAGAAGUGUUCUAACAGCACUACCGAAUGAGCUCUUCGCCUCUUUUAUUAACUGCCUCACACUUCUCACGUGUUCCUUUGGUCGCAGCGCCGCCCUGGAGGAAGUCCUUGAUAAGGAUGACAUGGUGUAUAUGGAGGCAUAUGACAAGCUACUGGAGUCCUGGCUCACGCUGGUGCAGGAGGACGAGCACUUUCCGCGUGGCUGUUUUGUCCAGCCAGCUGUGCAGGUCUUCAACUCCUACAUCCAGUGUCACCUGGCAGCACCUGAUGGCACCAGAAACCUGACUGCGAAUGGUGUCGCUUCUCAUGAGGAGGAGGAAAUAAACGAGUUACAGGAAGACGAUAGAGAGCUGUUCUCAGAUCAGCUGGCCAGUGUUGGCAUGUUGGGGCGCAUCGCUGCAGAUCACUGUAUACCUCUGCUCACAGGUUUGUUGGAGGACCGAGUCACACGGCUUCACGGGCAACUCCAAAGACAUCAACAGCACCUCAUGGCUUCUGCAGAUCCAGGCACAGUGGACAGGAAAGUUCUUGAAGACCUUUAUGAAGACAUUCAUUGGCUCAUAUUAGUGUCAGGCUACCUUUUGGCUGAUGACCCUCAGGGUGAGACACCAUUGAUACCUUCAGAAGUGAUGGAGCACUCCAUCAAACACUCCACUGAGGUGGAUAUCAACACUACACUGCAGCUUCUCGGCUCUCCCGGAGAGAAGGCCACCUCAAUCCCAGGAUGCAACAGGACAGACUCAGUAGUCAGGUUGUUAUCAGCAGUACUACGAACAUCAGAGGUAGAAUCUCGGGCCACACGAGCGAGUUUAACUGAGCUGCUCAGUCCUCAGAUGGGCAAAGAUAUAGUCUGGUUUCUCAGACGCUGGGCCAAGACAUACCUGUUGGUGGAUGAGAAACUAUACAGCCAAAUCAGUGUACCCCUCAGCACAGCCUUUGGAGCCGACACCGAGGGGGCACAGUGGAUUGUGGGUUAUCUGUUGGAAAAGGUGAUCAAUAAUCUGUCUGUGUGGAGCUCGGAGCCCGAACUGGCAAAUGACACCGUGGAACUGCUGGUGACCCUUGUGGAGAAGAGAGAGAGGGCGAACAUUGUCGUGCAAUGUGAAAACUGGUGGAACUUGGCCAAGCAGUUUGCAAGUCGUAGCCCCCCUUUACAUAUGCUGUCCAGCACAGUCCAGCGGACCCUGAUGAAGGCUCUGGUCUUGGGGGGUUUCGCUCACAUGGAUUCUGAAACCAAACAGCAAUAUUGGGCCGAGGUUCUUCACCCGCUCCAGCAGAGGUUCCUCAACCUCAUAAACCAGGACAACUUCGCUCAGAUCUGUCAGGAGGAGGCGGUCAAACAGGAGAUCGUGGCCACUCUGGAAGCUCUGUGCGGUAUCGCAGAAGCAACGCAAAUCGACAACGUGGCGUCUCUCUUCAGCUUUCUCAUGGACUUCCUGUCCAGCUGCAUCGGCCUCAUGGAGGUCUACAGAAACUCGCCAGAAACAGUUAACCUCAUCAUAGAGGUGUUUGUAGAAGUGGCUCACAAACAAAUCUGCUACUUGGGAGAGACUAAGUCUAUGAAACUGUACGAGGUGUGCUUGACGCUACUUCAGGUCUACUCCAAGAACAAUCUGGGACGUAAGAGACUCGAUGUGGCUGGAGAGGAGGACCAGUACCAAGAUCUUCUGCUCAUCAUGGAGCUUCUGACAAAUCUGCUGUCCAAAGAGUUCAUCGAUUUUAGCGACACAGAUGAGGUGUUCCGGGGGCAGGAGCAGAGUUCUGGUGCUGGACGGGCCGUAUCGGCCGCGGAUGUUGUGCUGUAUGGAGUGAAUAUUGUGCUGCCCCUCAUGUCUCAGGACUUGCUCAAGUUUCCUUCUCUAUGUAACCAGUAUUAUAAGCUCAUCACCUUCAUCUGUGAGAUCUUUCCAGAGAAGAUCCCUCAGCUGCCAGAAGAGCUCUUCAAGAGUCUGAUGUGCUCUCUGGAGCUAGGCAUGACCUCGAUGAGCUCAGAGAUCAGUCAGCUAUGUCUUGAAGCUCUGUCCCCAUUGGCUGAGCAGUGCGCAAAGACUCAGGAAAAGGACACGCCCCUAUUCAUUGCCACAAGACAUUUCCUUAAGCUGGUGUUUGACAUGCUUGUGCUGCAGAAGCACAACACUGAGAUGACAGUAGCAGCAGGAGAAGCCCUCUAUACACUAGUGUGCCUGCACCAGGCGGAGUACUCCGAGCUGGUGGAGGCUCUUCUCUCCAGUCAGAGGGAUGCUGUCAUCUAUCAGCGGCUGGCAGACGCAUUUAUCAACCUUACCGCCAGCAGCACACCUCCAACCAUGGACCGCAAACAGAAAAUGGCCUUCCUUAAGAGUCUGGAGGAGUUUGUUGCCAAUGUGGGAGGGCUUCUUUGUGUCAAAUAAACUGCUCCCUCCAGCAACUUGUUCCCCUCUACCAUUCAAAGAAGCCUUUUCAACAUGCCAAACUAUGGAGAUGUUCAGAGCGACGCAGUUGGAGCACUGAUAGCACUGCUCUGCCCUGAGUCUUCAGAAACAUGCCUGCAGAGCAAAGGGAAGCUAAGGAGGCCAAAUACAGAGAGGGGACGACUGCCGGGGUCCUCAAAUAAAUCGAUGAUGGACAGAGGGGACCCUUUCUGAAAUUAACUUAUUGCUCCCCUCUUUACACACGCAUACACACCCAAACUGUUUUGCAGACAUCUCUCCUUCAGUGCCUUCUUAUUUGGUUUCUCAUUUCUCAGAUCCAGCUGUAUAUACGGCGACAAAUAGAACAGUGACUUUCUGAGAAGUGUGAGCCGUGGUUGCCAUGACAACAAAGAUGCCUUUCCCAUUGAAACUGUCAUUGCAGAAAGGCCGUUUCAAAAUAGAAACCAGAUCACUGCGUGUUUAAGGGUGUAUAUAUUUUCGAAGAGACAAAAAUGAAAGUGUUUAAGAGCAAAAAGGACUGAAAUGUUUUUAUAAGAUUAUAGUUGAUGGAAUUUCAGAUUUUUUAUGAUGACUUCACCUGAAGGAAAGAAGGGGGCUAGAUUACAUUUUUCUUUGGAUUGAUUGUGGUUUUAAUGUUUCGCCCUGAUCACAGCAGUACUGAAAGUGUUUCGACAAGACUUGAUCUCUGAUCAUCUUUGGACGUUUUUCACUGUCACGUCGCCUGAUGUGCCCAUUAAGUUUGUUUUUUCUGACUUCCAGUAAAGUUCCACAUACACUAGCACACGUGCAUACUCAGAAUUGUGGAACAGUGACCAUUGCUGUAGCAAUACAAAAUACCAAAAAUGAUGAUAACUGAGGGAUGUUACGUUUUAUUCAGAUUAUGACUAUUUCCAUUGUUCAAAGCACUAAUUCUCUUGUUUUGGAAUGCCUGAAAUGACCUGUAAAAGUGUACAUAAACU
Molecule: messenger RNA, 4458 nt
Organism: Triplophysa dalaica
Lineage: Eukaryota; Metazoa; Chordata; Actinopteri; Cypriniformes; Nemacheilidae
Gene: xpo4
Product: exportin 4
Exons: 23
Coding region: 20-3478 (1152 amino acids)
Biological process (GO): protein export from nucleus
Cellular component (GO): cytoplasm; nuclear pore
Molecular function (GO): nuclear export signal receptor activity
Source: RefSeq, a predicted model, not a curated record